Molecule: messenger RNA, 864 nt
Organism: Penicillium maclennaniae
Lineage: Eukaryota; Fungi; Ascomycota; Eurotiomycetes; Eurotiales; Aspergillaceae
Exons: 2
Coding region: 1-864 (287 amino acids)
Biological process (GO): regulation of transcription by RNA polymerase II
Molecular function (GO): DNA-binding transcription activator activity, RNA polymerase II-specific
Source: RefSeq, a predicted model, not a curated record
AUGAACGGGAUUCUGGCCAUCGCUGCCAUUCAUCGCGCGUACCUCUAUCCAGCCCAGAAAGACAAAUAUACCAAGGCUUCGGCAUACCACCUUGCCGCUGGUCUGAAAGAAUUCAGAGAGCUCAUAUCAUCACCUAUUGACCGAGAUAACUGGCAACCGGUGUACUGCUUUUCCUCAAUGAUCUGUAUGCAUCUUUCAUCGGCCACAAUUCGACUCAAUGCAGAUCGUUUGCCUUCUCCAUUAAACGACAUGAUAGAAAUGUUUUCCAGUGUCAAGGGAUUCCAAGCAGUGAUGAAGCCAUUUCUGCGCUUUCUCCAGAAAUCAAAACUUGGUCCCAUCGUGAAUUCGGUCUGGCUCGAGGAUGAUCCCAUCAUUUCGAGCCCCGCUCUACUUGCUCAAUCUUUACUUCCCCCGGAUGUUUGGACCCAAGUCGCUCGACUUCAUAAGUUCAUCGACGAAUAUCCGUUCCCGCAAACCCCAUCUGAGUCCCCUCAUCAAGACCCCAAUAGCGACGAAUCUGCACAAGAAAAUGUAGAUAUCCGAAAAGACUACAAAGUGGCCAUGAAGUUCUUUGAAGUCUCAGUCCGCCAACUUGAACUAGCAGGCCCGCACGUAGAGACCGGCAUGGUCUUUCUCUGGGCCUAUCCGCUGUCAAAGCGGUUUCACGAUCACUUGAUCUCACACCACCCCGCUGCUCUGGUUUUGCUGGCUCAUUAUUGUGUACUGCUUCAUAUCGUGAAUGAUUUCUGGUAUAUGACCGGCAUGGGCCGUGAGCUGUUGAAGGAUAUCGAGGCUAAGAUGCAUCCCGGAUUUCAGGAGUGGCUGGUUUGGCCGAGGCGGUGGGUUUUGAAUCGGUCAAUCUAG